GGACCAAUAGGAUGACAUUAUAUGAUCACGUGGCAUCUUCUUUCACUUUCCUGCAAGUCUGCUGUCACCUGCGGUGAAAAUGGUUGUGCUGAAAGGAAUACCGUCACUACUUACACCGGAAUUGUUGUAUGCCCUGGCCAAAAUGGGGCAUGGAGACGAACUGGUUCUUGCAGAUGCAAAUUUUCCUGUCUCCUCUGUUUGUAAAAGUGGUCCCAUGGAGAUACGAGCUGAUGGUCUGCGUAUUCCAGAGCUAUUGGAAGCAAUAUUGAAGCUCUUUCCUCUUGAUUCCUAUGUUGAAUGUCCGGCAGCUGUAAUGGAUCUAGUAGAAAGUGACAGGCAGCGGGGUCUUGUAGUGCCAGUGUGGCCCUGCUACUCUGAUCUUCUGAAACAAGCGGGAUCAGAUAGUUUCACAUGUUCUCCUCUUGGGCACGUGAGUUUUCUCUGGGUUCUCUGGUUUCUUGGGUUCUCUGGUUUCUUCCCACAUCACAAAAACAUGCUGGGGAAUUUUGAUGCAAUUGAAAGGUUUGCAUUCUAUGAGCGUGCGAAGAAGGCUUUUGCUGUUGUAGCAACAGGGGAGACUGCUCUGUAUGGAAACAUCAUUAUCAAGAAAGGAGUCAUUCAUCCUGAAGAGCUAUGCUAAAGAAUUUUGGAAUAUUCUUGAGCUUUUUUUAAAAACACUUCAACAAGUUGGAAUUGGAGAACAGCCUAGGUGUGCUAAUUUACUUAUUUUGUGAUAUAUUCAUUACUCUGUAGGAAAUCUGCAGACUUUAAGGGCCUUCACACUGAGCAUGAUUAAGCGACAUGAAUGUUUGACGGGACGACGCUCUUGAAACGAAACAAUAGAUCUGUAUGGUGCUGUUCACACUGGGCGCAAUCAUUUGUGGUGCGACAAAGCGAUACUUUUUUAUGUCCAGUGUGUGGAUUUUUCUCUGUUGCUCCACGACAAAACGGGCCGUCCAAUUAGAUUUGAGCUUUAGAUCACGUGCAUGGACAUGCUGCUGUUGCACAAAAGGGCGAGAUAGGUGGCGCUAUAGCACAGACAGCUGUUUUGAAAACCAGUGUAAACACAGAGGAAGAUUAUUCCAGAAGAGAGAAGAGAAUGGAUAUUGAGUUCUUGUUAUCAUUUGUCAAGUUUCCAUCCACUUUUUGCACAUUUCUGUUAUCAACAAAGUGGAAAUGCGUAAAAAAAGUUUGUGAUAUUUGCUGUUUCCCACCUGUUUCUAUUCAGUUGGCCUUUUACCAAUAAAAUGGUGUGCAUCAGUUACUUAUGUAUUAAAAGUGCCAUUUUCUCAGUGUUACAGUUGAACUUUUUGUAGCAGAAAACAAUACUCAGUAUGUCAUUUGUUAUUUGUCUUUAUAUCUUUGUUGAAACAUGUCAGUAAUAAAUAUAAUGGGAUAGCAUGAA
Molecule: messenger RNA, 1405 nt
Organism: Ictalurus punctatus (channel catfish)
Lineage: Eukaryota; Metazoa; Chordata; Actinopteri; Siluriformes; Ictaluridae
Gene: fuom
Product: fucose mutarotase
Exons: 7
Coding region: 80-640 (186 amino acids)
Biological process (GO): fucose metabolic process
Molecular function (GO): racemase and epimerase activity, acting on carbohydrates and derivatives; fucose binding
Source: RefSeq, a predicted model, not a curated record